This is a messenger RNA of Drosophila arizonae, 288 nucleotides long. RefSeq names its product wurmchen 2 transmembrane micropeptide (gene wrm2). The record is from RefSeq and is a predicted model, not a curated record. NCBI's taxonomy places the organism in Eukaryota, Metazoa, Arthropoda, Insecta, Diptera, Drosophilidae.
GCGAAAGUGACAUUUAAGCCAUGGCUCUAUAUAUUCUAUAUCCCGCCGUAGCUGCCGUAGCUCUCUUCGUUAUAGGCGUCAUCAUUGUCAUGCUACGCUAUGGGCCGCGUCUAUGCGGUCUGCGCCAUCAUGCUCUGCCCGACAAUCAUGACAUGCGGGAAAAGACCUACGAGCAUGAGAUUAGCUAUGCCUGAUCCGCCAUUUUCAUAUAUUUUUAUACACAACCACUUCAACUAACCAUAUUCAUAAGUUUCUAUAUUGUCCAUAACUAACUUUUCACAACAAAAU